ACAGUGAGAUGGAGUUCGAGUUAACAACCGAGGGAUGUGCUGGGGGCAGUUCACAAGCGUCACCUUAUCUAGUGUCAACAUUGCACGCCCACCAUGUUCCACUGAAAAACACAAGCAAAAACAGCAAUAGCGACGCAACAAACCCCUUUCUCCAUUCCCCACACACAAACAGUCUUCAGCCCCGGAACACGCCAUCUCUCGGCUCCCAACCUACAGUGCCUGGUCUGGACGUGCAGACAUCGGGUUUCUAAUUUCCAGACUAACUGAGCAUUGAACCUCGCCAACUUUAGACUUCGACCUUCGGGCUUCAACCUUCGAUAUCAACCCCAGGACUCGCCGAUUACGGCCUGGCCUUGGACUCUGGAUUUGCACGGGUUUCCAACCCCAGAACUUGCCAGCCUGAGGUAUCAUGCCCGACACAAUUCUCAGACUUGCAGUCCCUGGGCCUCCGACUUCUGGACAUGUUUCCAUAGACACCACAAAGUGUAUGUUCCUCUGCAGACCGAGCAUUUGUAGCAAAUUGCACUAGGAUCUGGUUCUUCAGAAACAUCUCUCAAUUUAUGGGAGCCUCUGUAGAAUGUAGAAUUUUGGAAGACAAUCCCUAUCACUUACUGUUGUUUCAACUAUCGUCUUUAAAACCUUCUGGGAAUGAAUUGGCUUCCAGUCCUUUAAGGGUUUCAUAGCUGGCUUUCCUUUCCUAGUACUCCACAAAGCAUACGGCCUCAAGCUGAAAUCAUGUCCUACAUUGGGCACUGUAUCUCCAGAAAUGAAACCAAUGAGAGAUGUGACUGAAUGCCUUACAAAAGUCCAUGUAGACAAAAUCAUCUUUCCCUUGAUAUGAGAUUCAAUGUCCUGUAAUUUCCAGGAUUAUCCUUAUUUCCCUUCUUCCUCACAGAUAAUCUUCAUUGUACUGGAGAACCACACACACAAGUGCUUCUGUGGAUAAGUAAGCCAAGUAUAGCUCUCUUUGGUUAAUAGACAACUGUACCAUGCCCCCGUAGUGCCGGAGUAAUGGCAGAAGGAAGGAUUUGUGCCCUCAGUUUUCUCUCGGUAUGCCUGUUGACCCUCCUUUGGAACAAGUGCAGUGGCCUUGCCGAUCAUGAUGCAGAAUGUCCUGUGCUUGGCGAGCAUAACCACAUCGAGCAGCCAGAUCCAACGUCUGUGGCUAUGGACAGGCACAAGGCAAAGUUUGAGCAGAAGUAUUACCUGCACAAGCUGUUCAGUCAAUAUGGUGAAAAUGGUACACUCACGAUGGAGGGACUGGAGAAGUUACUGUGCAACAUCGGGGUCGGAGGGAUUAGGACGAUGGUAACCAACCACGAGCACGUAGACCACGUCGCCAAGAAACGCACAGUGUUAGCGGAAGGAACCAUCCGUCACCGCUGUUGUCCCAGCUGCCGACAGAUCCAGUUGAAAAUCGGCUUGCAGACCACUCCCAAAGAGGUUGGGCAUUUCCCAAAGUUGGUCUUGUCUAGCGAUAAAUCUGGAGAAGAGCAGCACGUGAGGCCGGCUCGCAGCCCUCCCAGUAUAGUGUCCCUGCCAACUGAACCAUCGGCACCCCUUGAGCUGGGUGCCCAGCUUGCCACAACAGUUCGGUACCCCAGCAAUGCAGGGAGACAACUGCCGCCUGCAUAUUCCACACACGAGGUUGCCAAAGAGGCCCAGAAGAGAAAUCAUCUGCCUGAAGAGCAUGUAGAUAAAGAUUUGAAGAAAGAAGAGUGCCUGAAUGCAGACCAUUUAUUCUUGUCUCAUGGAAUGCCCUCACAUGCGACUCUGAGUGCUGAGCAGUUCAGCUACCUUUGCCCUGCCCUCCUGGAUCAAAUCGAAAGCAGGGCAUGUAUCGGACGUGAACCUGGAAAGAUGUAUUCCACCUAUUCCAUUGGGGCAGCUUGGAUUGGAGGAUUUGUGUCUGUCACAGUCAUCAGUCUGCUGUCACUUUUGGGUAUCAUCUUCAUGCCUUUAAUGAAUAAGACUUUCUUCAAGUUUCUCUUGACGUUCCUGGUUGCUUUGGCUGUUGGGACACUGAGUGGGGAUGCGUUUUUACAUCUCUUGCCACACUCUCAAGGUGUCCAUCAGCACAGUGCCGAACAGCAUGAACACCCUGAAGAAGACCACGAUCAUUUGAAUUAUGUGUGGAAGGGGCUCACAGCUCUUGGUGGCCUUUACUUUAUGUUUCUCAUCGAACAUUUGAUAACUUUAAUUAAAUUGUACAAAGGGAAAAGGAAGCAAAAGAAAUCUAACCAGGAUGAACAGGACAUGGAUGUUGAUAGAAAUGUGGAUCCCCAGGAAUCACAACAGUUAUCAAAGGAAGAGCCUCCAUCUCUAAAACAGUUUGCAGAAUACAUGCAGUCUACCGAUCUGGAUGACUCUCAGGCUGAAUCCAAGGAUCAGUCAAACCUCCCCUCUCUGGAUUACAGUCAAAACUCACUGACUCCAGAACAAGAAGUUAUGAUUACCCAUGCUCUUCCAGAAGGAAAUUACAGCACAUAUGUGCCUCGAGGCUGUGAGAACAAGUGCCACUCUCACUUCCACGACACUAUAGGAAACGCUGAUGACUCCCAUCAUCACCAUCACCACUACCACCACAUUCUGCAUCACCACCACCACCAGAACCACCACCCCCACAGUCACGGCCACUACUAUUUGCAGGAGAACCUGAAGGAUGCAGGAAUCGCAACUCUGGCGUGGAUGGUGAUAAUGGGUGAUGGGCUUCAUAACUUCAGUGAUGGUUUGGCCAUUGGAGCGGCUUUUACUGGAGGCUUAUCCAGCGGACUGAGUACGUCGGUUGCAGUUUUUUGUCAUGAGCUGCCGCACGAACUAGGAAAUUUUGCUGUGCUGCUGAAGGCUGGAAUGACCAUCAAGCAAGCUAUUCUGUAUAAUGUCCUGUCUGCUUUGUUGGGAUACCUGGGCAUGAUAACAGGCACAGCCAUUGGACAUUACGCUGAGAAUGUCUCCACGUGGAUUUUUGCGAUUACUGCUGGUUUGUUCUUGUACGUGGCUCUGGUCGAUAUGGUUCCUGAAAUGCUUCAUAGUGACGCUGGUGACCAUGACUACAGUCACGGAACGUACUUUCUGCUGCAGAAUGCAGGAAUACUCCUGGGAUUUGGCAUCAUGCUCCUUAUUGCUGUAUUUGAGCAUAAAAUCUUGUCUAUUGUAAGACUGUAACAGUUGUUUCUUAACCGGUAUUCAUAAUUACUGGUUUGAAACUUAUUUAUUGGUCACGUAUGUUAUUGUGUGAUUAGUAAUAUGAUGAUGGUGAACAAUAAACUCUGCCCCAAUCUAUCCCCCAGUCUGCACCACUCUCUUCUCCAGGCCUAAGCCACCCAGCUCAUGACUUGUCCUCCAGUUCUACUUGCAUCACUACAUGUUCUUGUGUUAACAUGGAGGCCAAGCUGAGAACAGAAUCUUGGAGGAAGUAGGCAUCCUAACUUGGAGCUCUGAAAGGGGUGGGGCUAUCUUCUGCCAACCCACUGAAGUCAGUGGAGUCAGACUUCAACUUUUCACCACGACCAAAAGAUAGUUUCUCCCCGCUACUCACAGUCACAGUCGGCUGAGAGACUCUCCACAUUCUGCAUUUCUAACAGCCUUUUGCCCUCGCUUGAAAGCUCUUAACCCAAACUUUCUGUCCUUUCCCCUCCAUAGAUGCUGCCAACUCACUGAGUUGCUCCAGCAUUUUGUGUUGUUUCAGCCUUUCAUCCCUUAUGUAGGGAUUAAUCUUUGGCUGGAUCACUUUGCCUUAUGCAAUCCACGUUUUAAAUUUAAGGCAACCAAUUAGAUAUGAAUUCCUGAAUGUAUGAGAUACAAACCAGAUUUAGUUAAUAGCUAUGUUAAAUGAUCAUUUGACUGGACAAAGGUUUUGAGACAGACAGGAAGGAAGCUGAAUGUCUAAUAAGUAGAAAAGGGAGAUAAAGCUGAGCAGUGAAAAUGUUACAGAAACAGUUUUAUUUUCAAUGCAGCCCCACAGGCCUUCAACUUGUCAUUUCAACUAGUUUUUGUCAGCUACUAAGGUGACAGAAUAUUUAUUUAUUUAUUUGAUUAUAACAGUCUGGAUAACACUCACACAUUCCACAAGCUGCCUUUAUCCAAAAGAGAAAUAGUUGACCAAAGCCUGCAGGAUUUGUGUUGAAGUUAUUGUUACAAGAUGCAUUGCAUGUACAAAUGUUACACGGUGGAUAUCCAAUAUAUAUUGAUGCUUUUUCAGCUGUUGUUUAAAACAAUUGCAUUGCAGUCUCUGAGUGGGGUUGUUUAGUAUGUGUGUAUUUAGUAAUAAGGUUGUAGAUUGUUUUAUUCAAUUGAUGCUGUUACUCUAGAUUGAUAAUGUCCCAGAUUGUAGAUUUAAGUUCUUUAGCGUAUUCUCAGUGUUUUGAACUGUUACAAAAGAGACUGGCCCUGCAGUACCUUUCACCGACUGGGGGCAUCCCAAAGCACUUUACAACCAAUGAAGUACUUUUGAAAUAACACAGAGAGAUUACACAAUUAGUAAUCUGACUGUGACCAGUCCAUGAAUGCUGUUAUUUUUACAAGGCAUUCAUAGAUGGAAGUGUGGCACUGUAGCCAUUGUGCUGCUGCUGUUAUAACUGGAUCCUAUGGCCUUAAAAACGGCAUUGUUUAAAAUAAUGUUCUGAAAAACAAAGUCCACAUGUUAAUUAUUGCAAAUAUUUCUUUGUCAUAUUUAUAAUCUGUAUGCAAUGAGAUUUACAGUAGUGUGAUAUUCCAUUUUUGUGUAUGUUACAGGCAGCUGUCACUGAGAAAAUGUAACUAAACUAUGAUAAAUUUU
Mobula hypostoma (lesser devil ray) is the source of this 4777-nucleotide messenger RNA. RefSeq names its product zinc transporter ZIP6-like. Gene Ontology annotation, molecular function: zinc ion transmembrane transporter activity; monoatomic cation:bicarbonate symporter activity. Lineage: Eukaryota; Metazoa; Chordata; Chondrichthyes; Myliobatiformes; Myliobatidae. Gene Ontology annotation, biological process: intracellular monoatomic cation homeostasis; zinc ion import across plasma membrane. The coding region runs from base 1012 to 3165 and encodes 717 amino acids. The record is from RefSeq and is a predicted model, not a curated record. The transcript is spliced from 10 exons. Gene Ontology annotation, cellular component: plasma membrane.